CUUGGCCUCUGCCAGGGUAUAAAAGCUGGGGGCCUGGGCGUUGGAGGAAUCAGCACAAGCCUGCCUCCCUCACUCUCACCUCAGCUGUACUAACGCAGAACUACUCCACCAUGUCCCAGACCGCCAAGUCCGCCUCUAGCCAGGGCACCGACUCCAAGGAGAAGGGUACCCCCAACCCCGCUGCCCCCAGCAAGGCCAGCAAGACCGGAGAGCCCGCCAUGGGAAACUUCAAGAUCAUGAUGUUCGACCAGGAGAACUUCCAGGGCAGGAUGAUCGAGGUCCAGAACGAGUGCGUGAACGUGUGCGACAGAGGCAUCGACAGAGUGCGCAGUAUCAUUGUGGAGUGCGGCCCCUUUGUUGCCUUUGAGCAGACUAACUUCCGUGGGGAGAUGUUCAUCCUGGAGAAGGGAGAGUACCCUCGCUGGGACUCCUGGAGCAACUCUUACCGUAGCGACCGCCUCAUGUCCAUCAGACCCAUCCGCAUGGACAGCCUGGAGCACAAGAUCUGCCUGUUCGAGCACUCUGACUUCAAGGGCAACAAGAUGGAGAUCCAGGAGGAUGACGUUCCUACCCUGUGGGCGCAUGGCUUCACCGACAGGGUGGGCAGCGUGAGGGUCCCCGGAGGAGUGUGGGUCGGAUACCAGUACCCCGGAUACAGGGGCUACCAGUACCUGUUCGAGUGCGGUGACUACAGACACUACAACGAGUUCAGCGCCUUCCAGCCCCAGAUCCAGUCCAUGCGCCGCGUCAGGGACAUGCAGUUCCACCAGAGGGGAUGCUUCACCCUGACCUCCGCCAGCAAGUGA
Messenger RNA from Gadus chalcogrammus (walleye pollock), 806 nucleotides. It is a transcript of the gene crybb1, whose product is annotated as crystallin, beta B1. The transcript has 6 exons. The coding region runs from base 111 to 806 and encodes 231 amino acids. Gene Ontology annotation, molecular function: structural constituent of eye lens. NCBI's taxonomy places the organism in Eukaryota, Metazoa, Chordata, Actinopteri, Gadiformes, Gadidae. Gene Ontology annotation, biological process: visual perception; lens development in camera-type eye. The record is from RefSeq and is a predicted model, not a curated record.